AUGCGGCUGCUUGCUGGUCUGCUGGUUUGGACAAGCGCAGCCUUGUGCACUGUGGCGUCGGCCUCAGCAUCGUCGUGGUCGUCGUCGCCGCCGCCACAGUACCACACUCUGCCGCCGCUGCGUGAACAGGCGGCCAUCCAAAAUGCGUGGACGGCCGAGCGCAAGACGAUCGUGCCGGACCUGCUGCGCAAGCAUGGCGUCGACGCGUGGCUCAUGAGCCAGCGCGAGUAUGCCGAGGACACCGUCUUCUGGUCGCUCAAGGCAGCCGCGCAGUUCUCCGCCCGCCGCCGCACGACCUACCUGUACCUUCUGGGCAAUGACUCGGCCAUCCGCGCGGCGGCACCGACCGCGCGGACGCAGGUCCUCGUCAGUGCGGCCUCGAGCCGCACGGCCACCGAGCUUGUCUGGAUCGACAACACGCCGGCGCUGUGGGCCGAGCUGCGCGCUGUCCUGGCCGCGGCCGACCCGGCACGCAUCGCCAUCAAUGCCGCCGAGGAGCUGGCGUUCAGCUCGGGCAUGCACGCCGGCGAGCUGGCGGCCGUGAAGCGCGGCCUGGGCGACACGUGGUCGGCGCGGCUUGUGGACGACGUGCCCCUCGUGGCCAUUGAGUUCGUGGCCACCAUGGUGCCCGGCCGCCUGGCAUGGUACCGGCGGCUGCAGGAGACGGCGUGGGCGGUGAUUGCGGACGCGUUCAGCGCGCGUGUCGUGACACCGGGAACGACGACGACGACCGACGUCGAAUGGUGGAUGCGGGACCGGCUGCAGGCGCAAAACAUGUCGACGUGGUUCCACCCGACGGUGUCUGUGCUCGGGGCCGGGGACAGCGCGUCUGCGGCGCCGUCCGCGAACAGGGCGGGCUCAGACUCGGCAUUCAUGGCAACAGACAGUGCUGCGCCGACGACGAUCCAGUACGGCGACAUGCUGCACGUCGACUUUGGCAUCACGGCCUUGGGCCUCAACACGGACACGCAGCACCUGGGGUACGUCGUGCCGCCGGUGGGCCACCCGCUGCGUGCAGCCCUGCACGACGGAGACGACCUGGUCCCGGCCGGGCUCCGCAAGGGCCUGGCGGCGGGCAACCGCCUGCAGGACCUUCUGCGCGAGCACAUGGGCCGCUCGGUCGGCCGCUCGGGUGACGCCAUCCUGCGCGACUGCCGCGCCGUGAUGGACCGCAACGGCUGGGAGGGCAAGCUGUACUCGCACCCGAUUGGCGACUGGGGCCACGCGGCGGGCGCGUUGAUUGGCAUGACGAACCUGCAGGACGGCGUGCCGGUGCUCGGCGAGCUGCCGCUGCUGGCCAACAUGUACUACAGCGUCGAGCUGAUGGCCGAGGUGUUUGUCGACGAGCUCAACGCGACGGUGCAGUUCCCGCUCGAGGAGGACGUCUACUGGGACGCCGAGACGGGCGCCUUUGAGUGGGUGUACGGCCGUCAGGAGCACUUCCACCUAGUCCUGCCCGAGGGCGAGGAGGCUGCGGCCACCCAGCAGGCGGCUGGCCAGGGUGAGCUGUAA
This is a messenger RNA of Sporothrix brasiliensis 5110, 1512 nucleotides long. RefSeq lists its product as uncharacterized. The transcript has a single exon. The coding region runs from base 1 to 1512 and encodes 503 amino acids. The record is from RefSeq and is a predicted model, not a curated record. NCBI's taxonomy places the organism in Eukaryota, Fungi, Ascomycota, Sordariomycetes, Ophiostomatales, Ophiostomataceae.